Molecule: messenger RNA, 396 nt
Organism: Dovyalis caffra
Lineage: Eukaryota; Viridiplantae; Streptophyta; Magnoliopsida; Malpighiales; Salicaceae
Source: the annotation of a GenBank genome assembly
AUGCUCGAUGAUGAUUCAGAUGAAGAUGAAAAGGACAAUGUGCAUAAAAGUGUGAUCCCUUGCAAGAAUAGGAUUGUUCUUUAUCGAGGGUUGCUUGAAGAUCUUGAGUCUGAUGCAGAUAUUGCAGCAAUAAUCGGGCACGAGCAAAUCCUCCGUUAUGUUCGAGACACAAAGAUUAGAGUAAUUCAUGAUCUGAGGGUACCGGCAAUUUCACACAACGAUGCUUGGUUGCCCUCAAUAACUCACCAUCCAUCUCCAUCUGGUCCCCUGGAUGUUCCUGUUAGUAGAAUGCAAUGCUAUGGGAUUCUGUCAGGCAUAAACUUGCAGCAGUCUAACUUGUCUUUUCAUGAGCCUCAUUAUAGAGCUGAUUGGUCAUCUAAUGAUAAUGUAGUGUAA